AUGAUCCUGGAAGCUCUCCGUCAGGUGGAUGAAACAGAUGAAAAGCAAUUCAUCAUAGAGGACAUGGUAAUCUCAUCUGUGUUGCUUCUAAAAGAGGAGGUAGAGAUAUUUCUUGUUCUACGCAGAUCCGAACUUGGCAACGAGAGGAAUGGUAAUCGGGUAUGGGAGUUCAGCAUUUCCACAGCACAAAAUGGCCUUUCUACUCAAUACGUUAAAGGACGUGCGUACACAUCGCUUGCGACGAUGGAACUCCCGUGGAAAGAAUCAUGCGAGAGAAAAAGUUGGGAGUACCAGUCAUUGACGCCCACAAACUGGUAUGACGAGCUUGUAGCCAAAAGAAGUAUCAGAAUUGGGGGUUGUUUCCUCUCUGCAAGGGAUUUGCACCAAAACGAGUCAUUUCUGCCAGUCUCGGUAGACAGAAUUGUAAUAGCAAACUCACAAGAGCAAGACUGUAUGAUCGAACUUAGAUCUAAGUCCGAUUUUCUGGGCUCUAAUCAAUUUCACGCAUCGACUUUUAUGAGCGACUCUGACCACAACAUUGCUUUUAUCGACGGAAUUUGCUACAAGCGACUUCCAAAACCUGAUGAUUUGGGACGGAGCAAGGACAGCACGAGCUUCUGGCGACUUGCAUGGGUAGAUGAUUACGACGGGUUGACCAAAACCAAUGAGAGUGUGUACCUCCCGCCCGAGGACUACAGACCCAAGAUUUACGACUACUCUCGCCAUCGUCUUUCUCAGCUCGCACAAAUGUGGGUGGUUCAGUUUGCCGUUAAGCACCCGGACCUGUUGAAGAAAAGUCCGGCUAGCAAACAACAUGAACGAUAUGUUGAAUGGAUGAACUGGCUUCUGGAGACUGUCAAGAUCAAAAAUCCCUCAAUAUACAGAAUGUCUCAAGAAGAUCGGGCCAUCGCUAUAGAAACUGAGAGAGCUGUGAGCGACUCUGGCAUUAAACUAUCUUGGGAAAUAUACGGUCAUCUACCUAAGCUUAUGAAUGAUACGCGCUCAGCCAUCGAGAUCAUCAUAGAAAGUGGCCUCCUGAGUCAUCACUAUGAGACUCAACUGGUUUACGAAAAGUUCGAGCGAUUAGUGGAUCUGUUGGGACUUCGUGAUCCGUCAAUGGAAAUCCUUGAAAUCGGCGCUGGGACUGGAUCCGCAACACAGCAUGUACUGAAGUCAUUGUCAAGCGAUGGCAUCCAAAAGUAUCGCAGCUAUACCUUCACAGACAUCUCGCCUUCGUUCUUCGAAGCAGCAGCAGCCAAGUUCUCUCAAUAUCCCGACAUGGGGUACAAGGUAUACAACAUGGAAAGAUCACCGGAAGAACAAGAACUUAAACCAAGCUCCUUCGACCUUGUCAUAGCUUCCUGUGUAGUACAUGUGACGAAUAUCGUCAAUGUUCUGAAGAGCAUUCGUCGACUUCUGAAACCUGAAGGACGUCUGCUCCUUUUAGAGCUCACUGCCGAGCAUCACGACAUCAACUUUACAUUGGGUCUAUUUCCAGGGGUUUUUGAUGGAUAUGAAGAAGGAAGGAAGCGACAUCCCUUCUUGACUCCGGAACAAUGGCACCAAGUCCUUCCUCAAGCUGUAUUCACCGUCCCUGAAGUCUGCGUAAACGAUGUUCCAGAAGAAUGGUUCGCCUUUUCGGUACUUACAGCACGAGCGAUUGAGUCCGCCAACAUCACGCCCCUGGAGGCUACCCAUCCACUCCUCAUGGUCAGUUUAGAUGAUCAUUCAACUUCCUUGUCCAGAAGAGUCCACUUCCACGCUCAACAACGCGGUUCAAUUGCAAACUACACAUCUCUCGAGUCCUUCAGUGAUGCGGAUCUCAUGACCUGUACCAGGGAGACCACAUUGAUCGUCUUAGGCGAGCUGAAACCAGGGCUAGGGAACGAUUCAUACGAUCCUAUGCUGUCUAAAUUAGAAGAGGCGGUGUUCGAGUGCAACAGUGUUUUGAGGGUGACAAGACGAGGGGCAAGUUGGGAUGUUAUUCAAGGGAACUCGGUUUCAACGUCUCCCCUCAAAUUGGAAGAGGCUGGCUCAUUACAACUCAGCUCUAGGAGUCACGGAAAUUCGGCUGAGCUUGGAUUUGAGAUGUGCUCAGAUGACACGCAUGAGCUAACCAACGGACUACUUGAGAUUGAUGUCAAAGCUUUUGGUUUAAAUAUGGAUACUUAUCAAGGAUUAUCCGGCUCCCAAGCAACUAAUAUGCCAAGCUCAGAGAUUACUGGUGUCGUUACAGCUGUCGCAGACGACGUUACUAGCUUCGCUGUUGGAGAUCGGAUAUUCGGACUAUGGCCGGGGCGGUUCGAGAACAAAGUUCGAGUUCCUGCCAUUUUUUGCCAAAAAGCGAGACAUGAUGACUCCUUUGAGAUGGCUGCCACAAUGUCACUGGCUUACUGUACUGCAUGGCAUGCUAUCGUGGAAACCGCUCAAACACAGCCAGGGGAGAUUAUUCUCAUUCAGAGUGCUACUGGUGCUGUCGGAUUGGCUGCUAUCAAUAUCGCACGCAGUAUCGGAGCGAAGGUGUAUGCUACAGUUGGUACUGAGGCGAAACGCGAUAUGUUGAUUGACUCAGGAGUCCCUGCUCGAAACAUGUUCUCAUCGAGAGACAUAUCCGCCGCAAAAGAGAUGGAAGAUGCGACGGCUGGAUAUGGGUUUGACGUUAUCCUCAACGUUUCCUCGGGGGUCUACCUGCAAAAUGUUUCAUGGCCAUUGGUUGCUUCUUUCGGCCGCUUUGUAGAACUGCGGCAAUCCAAGAACGCACUUAUACAAGGUGGCGCCCCUGCGAUGAAGAAGUUAUCUGAAGACGCUACUUUCAUUCAGAUUGACAUCAUAGGCCUGUGCCGUAAGAAACCACAAGUCAUCACCCGCAUCAUGACUGCCAUCGGGACAAGGUAUCGCGAUGGUAUUUUCGCCAGUUUGCCUCAUACAACACUACCUAUCUCACUAAUCAAGGAAGCUCUUUCUGAUUUUGCUAGAUUUGAGCAUAUCGGAAAGCUGGUUCUACGCUACUCGGGUACCGAUGUUGUCCCGGUAUUUCCCAGUCUGAAGUUCACUGAGUUCCGCGAAGAUGGGAGCUAUCUUGUCAUCGGCCCAUUGACGACAAUUGCUAUUGAAUUCAUUCACUGCAUGAUCCGGAAAGGAGUACGCCGGCUGGUAUUUCUAGGAUCCAGGCGGUCAUUGGGCACUGACAAUGUGUUCAUUGAUGGCCUUACGGCUGCGGGCAUUUCUGUAACUUGCGUUCAUGGAUCUGCAGCAAACAUCAAUGACGUUCGUCACGCCAUGUCUUCUCGUAUUUUUAGAAUUAUCGAGCUCACUGGGCUUCACGGUCCAGAGGGUCCUGACGAGAAAACAGCCUACAGCGAGGAUGAUAGAGAAGUGACAGAAAAGGCCAAUGCUCUGGCUAAUCUCCAUUCUGUCAGUCUAGAGAAAGGCUACGAGCUCGAUUUCUUUUCCAUUCUAACUUCAACGCUACCAACCUCGCAAACCAUGGAUACGUCUUUCGGCCUUGCUGCAAAUAGGUUCUAUUGA
Bipolaris zeicola 26-R-13 is the source of this 3528-nucleotide messenger RNA. RefSeq lists its product as uncharacterized. The coding region runs from base 1 to 3528 and encodes 1175 amino acids. NCBI's taxonomy places the organism in Eukaryota, Fungi, Ascomycota, Dothideomycetes, Pleosporales, Pleosporaceae. The record is from RefSeq and is a predicted model, not a curated record. The transcript is spliced from 5 exons. Gene Ontology annotation, molecular function: oxidoreductase activity.